AUGGCUUCGAAAGGCGGCGAACUCGACGAAAUUGUCUGGCGAUCGCCAGAACUGGCACAAUCAAUGCAGGGCGUUCAUGACAACUCGAUUCUGUUCUACUUCGCCGGAUCACCAUUCUUUGACCCGACCUCCAAUAAUGCCAUCCUUUACUCGCAAGCGAUGUUCAAUCCAAACAUGUUUCACUUCAUCCAGACUCGCGAAGCAUUCGAAGGAAGAUUGAAAACUAUGUCGGGCUUAGAAUUUAUGGUCGCCCAAGAGCCUGCGGAGAAGGCUCCAAAUACCGGGACUGGAGUGUGGGUGAUUAGGAAACAGACGCGCAGGAAGAGACCGCCUGAGGAGGACGAGGUUACAGUCCACAGCACAUAUUACUUGAUUGGCGAGAAUAUAUACAUGGCACCUUCAGUCGGUGAUAUAAUAGGCAGUCGAAUGACCUCUAUAAUUUCCUACAUGAACAAGUUCAUCUCUACCGCCGCCUCCCUUCCCGACUUCUCCCCCUCCCUCGGGCACACCUACAUGCCACCUUCCUCAAGCCGACUCAGAGCGCCCGAAUCUCAACUCAGCCAGGCCAGCAAAGAAGCGACUCCUCUCCCCGACAGCCUCCCCAAUGCGAAGAAAGCCCCUCAAACGUCAGCCAAUAACACUUACCUCGGCAAUCGACUCCUCGCAGAAACCCUCAAUAUAUCACUCAAGUACGGUGAUGAAUACAUGGAUGAAAAACCUAUUACUGGGCAACCUGGAGACUUUCACCUCAGCACGACUGGUAGGACAGAAAAAGACAAACUUAUGGUACCGUUACCUGGCAAGACCCCGACUUCGAUGGAGACCAAGCCAGGUGCUUCUAUGCCAGACCUGGUGACAGAUAUUCCACCUGCGAGGAAAGGCAGCAAGGGCGACAAGAGUCCCAAGACACCGGGUGGGGGGACU
This is a messenger RNA of Amorphotheca resinae ATCC 22711, 924 nucleotides long. RefSeq lists its product as hypothetical. Gene Ontology annotation, biological process: regulation of transcription by RNA polymerase II. The annotation marks the transcript as partial. The transcript has 2 exons. Gene Ontology annotation, cellular component: mediator complex; core mediator complex. Gene Ontology annotation, molecular function: transcription coactivator activity. The record is from RefSeq and is a predicted model, not a curated record. Lineage: Eukaryota; Fungi; Ascomycota; Leotiomycetes; Helotiales; Amorphothecaceae.